UUAGCUGGAAAGGUCUGACUUUUGCACACUUUCUUUCUCUUCUACAGGACUCCCAAGCAUGAUUUUCGGUGUGACCAACCCCAUGAGUACUGUGUCGGGCAAUGGAACGUAACAGAGUUUUCCUCGUUGACCUUUGCCACAUCACAGCAACCUGCCAGGGCUGAGAUCACUACUGGCAACACUUCGUCUUCGUCCCUGUCCCUUCUGUUCACCUGACCCCCUAUUCCUGUCCUCUCUGUCCACAGCAUCUUGUCUACCUAAAAAAAGCACGCCUCUUACACUCUAUCCUGGCGCCAACCUAGUGGAUAAUCACUUCACCUACCCCCUUCUUGAUUUGAAGGAUAUAAAAAACAGAAAUGGCAAAAGCAGUCAUGCGCCCACCGCGCUGGUACAAGAAGGACUCGGGCUGUGCCCGCAGAUUGGAUACUCUCAGCUGCGUUUAUGUCCUGUGCAUAGCACUGUGGCUGACUCUAGGUGCGUGUCAGCGCUCUGAACCCAGCGCCAAACACCCGAUUGUCAGCACCAACUAUGGAAAGCUGCGUGGGCUCAAAAAGGAACUAAAUAAUGAGAUAUUGGGUCCUGUGGAGCAGUACCUGGGCAUACCCUAUGCCACACCGCCCAUCGGAGACCGCCGGUUUCAGCCCCCAGAGGCGCCUGGUUCGUGGCCUGAAGUGCGCAACGCUACUCAGUUCGCACCCGUGUGCCCACAGAACCUCCACGGCGUGCUGCCUGAGAUCAUGCUGCCUGUGUGGUUCACUGACAGCCUGGACGUGGCUGCUACUUACAUUCAGAACCAGAGCGAAGACUGCCUCUAUCUGAACGUCUACGUGCCCACCGAGGACGGUCCACUCACAAAAAAACACGAUGAAUCUACAAUGAACCGGCCACGAGACGAAGAUAUUCGUGACCGCAGGAAGAAACCUGUCAUGCUAUUCAUUCAUGGCGGCUCAUACAUGGAAGGAACUGGAAACAUGUUUGACGCAAGCGUGCUGGCAGCUUACGGCAAUGUCAUUGUGGUCACCAUGAACUACAGACUGGGAGUGCUAGGGUUUCUCAGUACUGGAGAUCAAUCUGCUAAAGGGAACUAUGGGCUGUUGGACCAGAUCCAGGCACUACGCUGGCUCAAUGAGAAUAUUGGCCAUUUUGGAGGAGAUCCAGAGCGCAUCACUAUAUUCGGCUCAGGAGCUGGAGCCACUUGCAUCAACCUGCUAAUCCUCUCCCAUCACUCUGAGGGCCUCUUCCAGAGAGCUAUUGCCCAGAGUGGAUCAGCCAUCUCCAGCUGGUCCAUCAACUAUCAGCCGCUGAAGUACACCAAGACACUGGCAGGAAAGGUCGGCUGCUCAUACAGUGAGACAGCUGAUCUGGUAGACUGCCUGAGGAGAAAAAGUUUCAGGGAGCUAGUGGAUCAGGAUAUACAACCCGCACGCUAUCACGUCGCCUUCGGCCCUGUGGUGGAUGGAGAUGUGGUGCCUGAUGACCCAGAGAUUCUCAUGCAGCAGGGGGAGUUCCUGAAUUAUGACCUUUUGAUUGGCGUGAACCAGGGAGAGGGGCUCAAGUUUGUGGAUGAUGGUGGCUCAGAAAGUGAGGAGGGAAUUUCAGCUGCAGCCUUCGAUUACACUAUCUCCAACUUUGUGGACAACCUCUAUGGAUAUCCUGAAGGUAAAGAUAUCUUGAGGGAGACCAUCAAAUUUAUGUACACAGACUGGGCAGACCGUGAUAACGGUGAAAUGCGCCGUAAGACCCUUCUAGCAUUAUUCACAGACCACCAGUGGGUGGCUCCAGCAGUGGCCACUGCCAAGUUGCAUGCAGAUUACCAGUCCCCGGUGUAUUUCUACACAUUUUAUCACCACUGCCAGACAGAGACACGGCCUGAGUGGGCAGACGCUGCACAUGGGGAUGAGAUCCCAUAUGUGUUUGGCGUACCCAUGAUCGGAGCAACAGACCUGUUCCCCUGCAACUUCUCCAAGAACGAUGUCAUGCUCAGUGCAGUGGUCAUGACCUACUGGACCAACUUUGCCAAGACUGGGGAUCCUAACCUGCCAGUGCCCCAGGACACCAAGUUCAUCCACACAAAACCAAACCGCUUUGAGGAGGUCAUCUGGACCAAGUUCAACUCUAAGGACAAGCAAUACCUGCAUAUCGGCUUGAAGCCACGUAUACGCGACAACUAUCGUGCCAACAAGGUGGCCUUCUGGCUGGAGCUGGUGCCUCACCUACAUAACCUUCGUGAUGAACUAAUGAGCUCCAGUACCACCCGCCUUCCCCCACGGCCUCCGCACUGGAAGAGCCCUGAUGCCCGUGCCACACGCCCACCAUACCCCACUUUCCCUCCAGAUCCAGAUCUCGAGGGCUCAGAGCGGCCACGUUUUUCUCCAUUUCCAAAUGAUGUACGUGACUACUCCACUGAGUUGAGCGUCACAGUGGCAGUGGGCGCAUCUCUGUUGUUCCUCAACAUCCUGGCAUUUGCUGCACUGUACUAUAAACGAGACCGGCGGCAUGAGGCACGGCGUCACCGCCUAUCCCCACAGCGUGGCGUGCCAGCCAAUGACCUGGCACACAGCCAAGAAGAGGAGCUCAUGUCUCUGCAGAUGAAGCGCUCUGAGCAGCGUGAUGUGGAGCCACUGCGACCAGCAUGUCCACCAGACUACACUCUGGCACUACGGCGAGCACCAGAUGAUGUUCCUCUUAUGACUCCUAACACCAUCACCAUGAUACCUAGCAGCAUCGCAGGCAUGCAGCAGCUCCACGCCUUCAGCGCCUUCCCCUCCACCACCGGCCAUAACAACACACUGCCUCACCAGCACUCCACCACUCGUGUAUAGUACUGCCCACUUUGCCUGUCCCUUCUCCAUCUUUCUCUCUCAUACUCCCUGGUGAAGAAGUACAAUAGGGCCUCCUGGUGGUCCUCUUAUAGACACACAUGAACAGCAAGAAUGAGCUGUAAAUGUUGGAAUUAAGGAAACUGCUUUUUAUGAUGAGACAAGGCUACAAUUAGCAAGGACACUGUCUAUUAAUGGUUGCUUUGGGAUUUUUUUUCCACAAUGCUCUAAAUGGAAAGGAAUAGUCCAUCAGGGAAAAUAUGACUGUCAUGAAUGGUCUGAUGCAUAGAGAUAGAUAGAGAGAGAAAGAAUGUUUGAUUUUUCUAGUUUUCUUUUGCUCUUUCCUCUCUAGGCUGAAAGACAACAUUUAUCAGCCCUACAUUUCUUCUCUCAACAGAUUCCUCUGGUGUUUUUUGUCUUUUUGCUCUGCUCCCGCUAUAUUUUUUUGUCUUUUCUCUCAUCGCACUACAGCUUUGUCCUCAUCAAAUCCUUUGAACAUGCACUGUGAUCUAGUGUAAUGCACAGGGGAGUCAUUUUAUACACAACAUAUGUGUAAUAAGCAAAUGAUACACAACAACACAUGAUUCUGUUCUUUCUACCAGCAGUUUUGGUGCCAAGUACUAUAGUGUACCCAUGCAACAAAAUACAAAAAAAGUCUGAGAAAAUAAUAACAUUGAUCUGGCAACAGAAAGAAAUUUACAAGUGCCAGCCUGCUUGUUCUCUUAUCAUAUAUUUGGGUUGUCUUAUUUGUUCCCCUUUUUUGUAAGUGAAAUUAAGUGUCUUUCUCAAAGGCUGAUUGUUUAUCUACAAGUGCAUUGUUGGUCACGAUAGCACUGUUUUAAGAAAUUACUUAAAAUCUCAUAGAAAAGCUCAAACCCCUUCUUACCUGCUUUGGUCUUGUCUACAACACCACUGUCUUUUUGGCCAUUCAUGUUAUUACUCUAAUGUUCUUUCAUAUCAGUGUAUAAUUAUUGGUGCUAUUGUUUGAGAUUUGGCCACUGUAGAAGGCAGUAUUUUAUCUUCAGUAUACUAGUGAACUAUCAUAGUCAGAUGGAGUUACACAUAUGAUGGAGUUACACAUAUGAUGCAUGUAUGUAGCUAUUUCUCAGCUUGUGAUAUAGGGCUUGGGAAAAUUUUGCAGUGUUGCACUUGUUUUUCAGCAUUCACACACUUUUUCUCUCUUUUCUCUCCUUGCUUCUCCUGUUUGCACCUUUAUUUCCAGAGAAUGCUAAUUGUGAGGAUUCUGGAGGAUGUGAGUCAGUAUAUGUGUGCGUGCACAAGUUGGUGUGUAUGAGCUGUUCGAUGCAUGUCAGCAGCACCUUACAAGAAUGCAGUAGAAGAAAGUGUGCUAGAAAGACUGCAAAACAAGUUGGAGGCCUCUAGUGUAAAUGUCACCAUAUGGCUUUUGCAUUUUCCUUUUGAAAUCACUCCCUUGUUAGCUUUAGUCAGCAUUCUGCCAGACUAUCACACAAGCUACUGCUGAGCAUGUAGUGGAAACCUUUUUUCUGUAUACAUUUGUGAGCGAAUUUCAGUGAAGCAAAUCCCUAAGCAACAAAUCCAUAACUGUGUGAUGUAACGCUGCACACUCCUUAAAUAUGGUUACAAUAAGCACAGAGAAGUGAGGGAGCUAAAUUGAAUAUUAAUCAGAUUUGAACAGGUAGACCAUCCAAGAUGCAUGUGCAAUCAAGGCAGACAAAAAAGGCCUAGAAGUACAACACAAUGAGGACACAUCAGUCAUUUUGAGGCUUGCUUAGUUUAUUUUUUCUCAAUAAUAUUUCAGUGUAUAGCCUGAUACUGACAUUCUCAUUAGAUUAGGUAUACAUGUGUCCAUUAGAGAAGGUAGGCCUGAUAUACAUAGAAUUAUGGAACAACACCUUAUUUCUCCAUUAUUGUUUACUGCCAUAUCAAUUUUUUUUGUCCUAUUCUGAGUUCUGUGAGAGUGACAGGGUGGAUCUGUGCACGUUUGUCUACAAGCUGAUAUGUGGAAGAACUUAUAGACUGCUGCUGUAGCUAACUAUGACUGAAAAGCCUGAAAGCAGGCCAAUGUCUGAUGCUGCACAGUGCAUUGUAACAUAUAAAAUGUCUAGCAUUGCCUGACUAGCAUACUGGAGAUCCUCUAUGCUGGACAACAACAAAUUGGAUUCAGUUCAUAUCGGAUUCAAACUUAGAGGCACACAAAACCAUCAAGACAUAAAUAAAAGACUUUUUCAUGGAAAAACAACUGUGAAUAAUGAUUCAGAGGUUUACUUGUUGGACCCCUGUGCCCACGUGAUCACUAUUUGUGGUAGGAAACACGGCUAACCUUAAUGCAGCAUACCAGAGUGGAAGUGGACAAGAGCUGUAUACAAAAAAAAAAAAGACGUUUGCCUUUAUUUCUCUCAGUUUUUGUAUACCACUAGAGGGUGAACAGUGGAGACUUUCUUCUCCUGAUGAAGCUCCGGGUUCUCAGAAAGCAAUGCUAAGCAAAGAUAAUAUACAGAGAAGAGGACAUAACUGUACAUUUUUCAGUGUAAGAAAAAAACAACAAAAAUAUUUGUAAAUAUUCUGUUUCUUGUUUGUUUGUUUGUUUGUUUGUUUGUUUGUUUGUUUGUUUGUUUUAUGGGUGAAUGAACUACUUACUUUGUGAACAUGACAACAGGGGCACGUGUUACUUCAGCCACCACAGACAUCACUCUUUCUGAUGUUUAUUCAGUUUAAGGAAUUAACGACCAACUGCAAUUUUACAGAAAGGUUGUAUGUGCUACAGAGUGAAUUUUUGUCUGUUCGAUAUUUUUACACUUGCACUACUAUAAUUAAUCAGCUAUUGAACCCCUAACCCAUAAUCUUUUUCUGACUGUUCAUUCAGUAGUCACUCGUUUUCAGAUGACGAGUCACUGUGUGUAAUGGAGGCUGUUAUGAAGACCUCUGCUCCUUGGGCCUCUUACAGUAGCAUUUGAACUAAAGAGCAGCAUGGGGAAUGUGUAAGAUUGCCUUCACGUCAUUAAGAAAGAAAAUUUUACAUCUGCUUAAUUAUGCACUGGUCAGUUUUUUGUUUUAUUUUUGUUUUUUUCAUAAAAUUUUUGAGACACUCAUUUUACAAAUGACGAAACAUUUUUGCUUUCAUUUUCAAAUGCACCUACUGGCAUCUUACAGUUGCAAUCAAAAUUAUUCAACCUCCAUUGCAAAUCAGGUUUACUGUCAAAAUUUAUAGAUGUUCAGCUGUUUGCAAUGAACAAAUCAAACAAAAGCAAUUGAAAUAGUUCAACACAACGAAUUCUUCGAGUGGUUUCCCCAAAUUCAACUGAAAAUGCAACUUAUAAUGACUUCAGUCUCAAAAUUAUUCAACCCCUUCAUGGCAAGCAUCUUUAGUACUUAGUAGAGCACCCUUUUGCUGUUCUGACCUGCUGCAUACGAGAUGCAUAGCCAGACACCAGUUUCUGGCAGCGUUCCGGAGGAAUCUUAUCCCAUUCCUCAUAAGCAAUAGCCUCCAGUUCAGUAAUAUUCUUGGGUUUGUGUGCUGCAACCACCUUCUUCAAAUCCCACCAGAGAUUUUCUGUGGGGUUCAAGUCAGGUGACUGUGAUGGCCCUGUAGAAUCUUCUAGGACUUCUUCUGCAACCAAGCCUUGGUGGAAUUUGAGGUACAAUUGGGAUCAUUGUCCUGUUUGAAGAUCCAAUGACGCCCAAGCUUCAGCUUCCUCACAGACGGCAUGAGGUUUUCUCCUAGGAUUUCCUGAUACUUCAAAGAAUCCAUCUUGCCUUCCACAUGCUGCAGGUUUCCAGUGCCAGAGGAUGCAAAGCAGCCCCAGAGCAUCACUGAACCACCACCAUGCUUAACUUUUGACAGAGUAUUCUUUCUUCAUUCUUCUUCCUCCAGACAUAUCGCUGAUCCAUCGUGCUGAAAAGUUCCAGUUUUGUUUCAUCACUCCACAGAACAAAAAUUCUGUUGCUUAUUUAUGAUUUUGAGCCGACUUUUCCUGUACUUUUAGGUCAGUAGUGGUGUAUGUCUUGGAGUUCUGGCAUGGAAACCUUCUACAUUUAGUAUUUAUUAUGCGCCAUACUGUGAACUCACAGAACCCUCAGUGCUUGUAGCCACCAAGUCUUGCUGCAGGUCUUUUGCAGUCAUUCAAGGGUUUUACACAACCUGCCUUUUCAGAAAUCUGGUUGCAGCUGUUGAUAUUUUCCUUUUUCUGCCCCGUCCAGGUGUUUCAUGUAUUUUCUAACCCUAACCAGUUCUGGAAUUUCAUGUGUUCCAGCUCAACCACACCUGUUGCAACUAAUGAAGCCCUUGAUAAGGUGUACCAGUUGUACACAACCUGUUUGGCAUAUUUGUGACAACCUGUUUAGCAUAUUUGUGCUGUUGUGAGGGAGGAUUCUGUUCAGGUGGUUGAAUAAUGUUGAGACUGGAGAAGUCGUUAAAAGUUGCAUUUUCAGAUGAAUUUGGGGAAACCACUUGAAGCAUUCGUUGUGUUGAACUAUAUCAAUUGCUUUUGUUUGAUUUGUUCAUUGCAAACAGCUGAAAGUCUGUAUAUUUUGAAAAGAAACCUGAUUUGCAAUGGGGGUUGAAUAAUUUUGAUUGCAACUGUACUAUAUUUAUGACUACCAUUGGUAAUCCUGCCAGCUUUGCGGUUUAAAUAAUGAAAAAACAAAAGAAGCACAUAAAAUCCCAUUGGGGAAAAACUCUUUUUGAUCAUAAGAUCUGCUGUGUACCAAACCUGUGCCUGUUGUCUUGUUCUUACUUUCUUUGUUGAAAAUCAGAAACCCGAUAAGAUGAAGAAAGUGUGUUAAUAAUGAACUUAAAAUAGAUGAUUAUUAAAAAAAAAAAAAAAAGAAAAUAUAUAAAUAAGGAGAUGAUAUUUCUGUUUGAUUUAGAAAUUAUUACACACUGUAUGCUGUGACUCUGAUCUGGGAAACAUUAAAUACAUUCAUAGCCCGUUACCUGUCACUGUUUGUUUACUGAAUAACCAUGCCUCUUAAUCAGCUCACAAGUGUCAUGGUGCAGAAUUUAUUUACAUUACACUGGAAAAACUACUUAAAACUAUGGACAUUCUGCAUGAUUUGGUUUCAAAGGCAAAAAAACACUUAACAAGGUUUUCUCGGGACAUGACUUCAGAAUUCAACUCCCUUAAAAGUCAUCACAUUCGUCUGGAUUACAAACAACACUUAUACAGGUCCAGCUAGUA
Messenger RNA from Ictalurus punctatus (channel catfish), 7978 nucleotides. It is a transcript of the gene nlgn2a, whose product is annotated as neuroligin 2a. Lineage: Eukaryota; Metazoa; Chordata; Actinopteri; Siluriformes; Ictaluridae. The record is from RefSeq and is a predicted model, not a curated record. Gene Ontology annotation, molecular function: neurexin family protein binding; signaling receptor activity. The transcript has 8 exons. Bases 357 to 2822 code for a protein of 821 amino acids. Gene Ontology annotation, biological process: postsynaptic membrane assembly; neuron cell-cell adhesion; chemical synaptic transmission. Gene Ontology annotation, cellular component: synapse; postsynaptic specialization membrane; cell surface.